UACAUAGAAAAUCAAAGCAAAUAAAAGUUGAAUUUGAAAGAAAAACAAAAUAUUUUUGAUAAAAAAAUUUCGAUGAAUUAGAUGACAAGAUUUCACCAAAAAAUGGCCGUCUAUAUACGCAUCAUUGGUUUCAAUUCAUGAUAAAUCAUGGUAUAUGGGCGGGUAAUUUUGUGAAGAAAAUGUCCAAUCUAAUGUCAUUGUUGAAAGAAAUCUGAUUUUUUCAAUAGAUUGUUUUUUUUUUGUUCAGCAAAAUCGAUGACGGCAGCCGUCAAUUCGGCCUUGGAACUUAUUAAAUUGGACAUGAGGAUUGUUUUUUUUUGCGAUCCGGGAAUUUCAGCGAAGUAUUGAAACAAACAUUGACAAGUGUAAAUUCAUUUUAGUAGAUGGCGUUUGAUAAUUAUUAUUCUAUAACACAUGUGAUCACGAAACGAAUAAAAUUUGUAACAAUGUUCAAUUAUUCUAGAUUAUUCAAAUUAUCCCGGUUCAUUUGGCAAUUACGUCCCGUCACUAAUUCAUGUGGAAAUAAUUAUAAACAAUUGACGGAGGCUGCAAGUUUUGUGGCCAUUCAUCUUCGAAAUAAACAAUUGCUUCGAGUUUCUGGGCCUGGAUCGUUCAUCUAUCUUCAAUCAUUGUUGACAAAUGAUAUGAGAAAAUUAUUAUCAGCCAACCAUGCCGAACAAUUUUCAUCACUAGAUCAUCACAAUAAAUUGAUGCCAGUAAUUUAUUCGUUCAUAUUGUCAGCCGUUGGUAAGGUUCUAUGCGAUUUAUUUGUCUAUCGAGGACGAUACAUUGUUGCAGAUUGUAAUGGUUACGAUGGUGAUGGCGAAUUUAUUUUAGAAGUAGACAAAGGUCUUGCUACAGCAGUCAAACGAUUAUUGCUUGGUUAUAAUGUAAAUAAGAAUAUCAAAGUUGAAUUAGCUAAUGAUUUUAAUCUAUGGGCCAUACUGCCAGCAUCAUUGUUGGACAAACACCAAUCUAUCUACAAUAUUGAUCAAACACUUAGCCCUAUUGAUUCGGACGAUUUAAAAUUAGUAGCCGAUCCACGAAUCGGUUACGAACAUUUUGGUUAUCGUUUCCUAACCAGAUUAGGUGGCUCUCGUUUGGAAGACCUAGGCCCAUACAUAAAAUGUCAAUCGAAUCAUGAACGAAUUCGAUUGAUUGAAGGCCGAAUAGCUGACUAUAUUGGGCUUAAAUAUCAACUUGGUUUAGCAGAAGGUCAAAAUGAUAUUCGUUCUGGUCAUUAUUUUCCAUUUGAAAUGAAUGGUGAUUUUAUCAACGCAAUAUCAUUGAAUAAAGGUCUGUAUACAUCCGAAGAGAAAACGAUAAAAAUCUACUCCACCCAGCCGAUUAAACAACGUGUAUUUCCCAUCGAAUUCUUAUGCUCAAAUCACAUAUUGCGACAAAAAUCACCUGCUCCACGCACUCUGAUUUAUUCAACUAAUGAAAGGCGAAAAGUUGGCCAAUUACAUCGAAGAAUCGGAAGAUUCGGAAUAGCUUCAUUAGCGAUUCCUCUCGCGAACAACAAUAUUCCUCGAGACAUUGUCACUCAAGACCUGUAUCACAUUGAUACCAAUUUGAAACUUCGUGCAUCAAUCCCUAAAUGGUGGCCCAAAAAUUUUGAUCAAAUAUAUUUGAAUGCACCAAAAUACCCGGAAUGUUUAUUCAAUUUUGAUAGUCAAAAUUCUCAUGUACGAAUAACUUAAAUUCAGAAUAAAAACUCAAAUAAAAUAAUUGUAUAAAAUGAAAUAAAAAAA
This is a messenger RNA of Dermatophagoides farinae (American house dust mite), 1754 nucleotides long. Its product is annotated as iron-sulfur cluster assembly factor IBA57, mitochondrial. Gene Ontology annotation, molecular function: protein binding. The record is from RefSeq and is a predicted model, not a curated record. Gene Ontology annotation, biological process: iron-sulfur cluster assembly. Lineage: Eukaryota; Metazoa; Arthropoda; Arachnida; Sarcoptiformes; Pyroglyphidae. Gene Ontology annotation, cellular component: mitochondrial matrix.